This is a messenger RNA of Rotaria sordida, 1200 nucleotides long. The record is from the annotation of a GenBank genome assembly. Lineage: Eukaryota; Metazoa; Rotifera; Eurotatoria; Philodinida; Philodinidae.
AUGGCACAACAACAGCAAAUUAAUGGAAAUGGUGCGGCAGAUUUAAGUUUAGAUGAUUCAAAAAAACAAGGAACACGAGUCUUCAAGAAAAGUAGUCCUAAUUCAAAGAUUACAUGUUAUCUGGGAAAAAGAGAUUUUAUCGAUUAUAUGGAUCAUAUAGAUCCAAUUGAUGGAGUUGUUCUAAUCGAUCCUGAAUAUGUUAAAGAUCGUAAAGUAUAUGCAUGUGUAUUAGCAGCAUUUCGAUAUGGUCGAGAAGAUCUUGAUGUACUUGGACCAAAUGCAUAUCCAUUUUAUUUUGAAAUUCCUCAAAAUGCUCCAGCUUCAGUAACACUACAACCAGCUGUUGGUGACACGGGAAAACCAUGUGGUGUUGAUUAUGAAUUAAAAACUUAUGUAGCAGAAGCUAAUGAAGAUAAAUCACAUAAACGAAGUUCUGUUCGAUUAGCAAUUAGAAAAUUAACUUAUGCACCAGAAAUUCCAGCACCACAACCGGUUAUUGAAGCACAUAAAGAUUUUAUGAUGUCACCUGCACCGUUACAUUUAGAAUGUACACUUGAUAAAGAGAUGUAUUAUCAUGGUGAAAGUAUCAAUGUUAAUGUCGUUGUUACAAAUAAUUCGAAUAAAACUUUACGAAAAAUUCGUAUUUCUGUAAAACAAUAUGCAGAAAUAUGUAUGUUUACCAAUGCUCAUUACAAAUGUACUGUUGCUGAAUUGGAAACUGAUGAAGGUUUUCCAAUAACUCCAUGUUCAAAUUUAACAAAAGUUUAUUCAUUAAUACCACUUCUAGCAAAUAAUAAAGAUAAAAGAGGUUUAGCAUUAGAUGGAAAAUUAAAACAUGAAGAUACAAAUUUAGCUUCAUCGACUAUAAUACGAAAUAAUACACCAAAAGAAAAUCUUGGAAUAAUCGUGCAAUAUAAAGUUAAAGUUAAAAUAAUUGUUGCUAUGGGAGGAGAUUUAGCAGUUGAAUUACCAUUUACAUUAACUCAUCCAAAACCUCCUCCAACCUCUUCACUAUCUCAACAACUUGAUCAACAAAAUUUUGAUGAUCAACAACCAAUUGAUGUACCUGUUGAUCAUAAUUUAAUUCAACUUGACACUAAUUUUGGUAAUACUGCUCAUGAUGAUGAUUUUAUUUUUGAAGAAUUUGCUCGAAUACGUCUUAAAGGACAUGAAGGUGGUCUUGAUGAUACUGAAGCUUAA